AUGGAAGAUGAAAUACCAGAGCUAGUGACAGAUUUACCAACAAAUGGGAUAAUUAGGACUGAAAAAAUCACCACUACUUCAUAUGAACCUGUAUCUCUGACACCUACAAAGGUAAAUAAGAAGAUACCCAUCACAAUAGUUACAGGAUACUUAGGGUCAGGAAAAUCAACUUUAUUAAAACAAAUUGGAUUAAAGUCGAAGAAAAGACUAGCAAUUAUCUUAAAUGAAUUUGGAGAUUCGUCUGUAAUUGAAAAGUCAGUAACUAUACAAGAUAAGAACGAUAGUGUUGAAGAAUGGUUGGAUAUAGGAAAUGGUUGUUUAUGCUGUACAGUAAAGGAUAAUGGAGUUACAGCUAUUGAAAAUCUUGUUGAAAAUUCUAAAGAGAAAAUAGAUUACAUAUUAUUAGAAACUACAGGGAUUGCAGAUCCUGCUCCAAUUGCUCAGAUGUUUUGGUUGGACGAUGGUCUUGCAUCUAAUAUUUAUAUUGAUGGUGUUGUUACAGUUGUUGAUUCGGAGAAUAUUUUGAAAUGUUUGGAUGAUGUUGGUGGUCAUUGGCAUAAAGAACAUGAUUUGGAGCAAGUAGAAGAUGGUAUAACGACUGCUCAUUUGCAAAUUGCUUUAGCAGAUACCAUUUUACUAAAUAAGUCUGACAAGAUCGAAAGCUCAGAUGAAAUAAAACGACGAAUAGAGAGUAUAAAUCAAACAGCCCCAAUUUAUGCAACUAGCUUUGGUGACAUUGAUUUAGAUAAAAUUUUGGAUUUACAUGCAUUUGAUUUCAAUACAAAACUAAUAAAUAAAAAUGCCAGUUUUCAUGAUAAUAGAAUCACAACAAUCGCAAUAGAUUUUCCUUUUUUUAAUGAUGCAUCAGGGUUUAAAAAGGUAGAAAAUUUUAUUCAAUAUCUUUUAUGGGAAAAGGAAGGAAUUGAAAUUCAUAGGUUGAAAGGUCUACUAGUUUAUAAAAAUGAUGUGCGAGUUGUGCAAGGUGUUAGAGAUACUUACGAAAUUAUUGAAAAUGGUACAUUGAUAGAGGGAGUUGAAGGUAAUAAAUUGGUUUUUAUAGGGAAAGAUCUAGACAGGGAGGAGUUGUCAAUAGAGUUGCAUAGAUUUCUCGAUGAUAAUAUAUAA
Molecule: messenger RNA, 1125 nt
Organism: Lodderomyces pseudojiufengensis
Lineage: Eukaryota; Fungi; Ascomycota; Pichiomycetes; Serinales; Debaryomycetaceae
Exons: 1
Coding region: 1-1125 (374 amino acids)
Cellular component (GO): cytoplasm
Source: RefSeq, a predicted model, not a curated record